AUGCACGCCACAGAGGGGAGCCGCAAUUCGACUUGCUCCACAGACAAUGGCUCGUUGCAUCAAGACACCCGUCUAACUCAGGUGGUCUCCAACCAAUCCGCCAUGUCCCAAAGUCCAAAACACAAGGAGGCCGAGCCAGCCAUGUCCCAAAGUCCAAAGCAGAAGGAGGCCGACCCAGCCAUCUGGCUAUCAACCACCGAUGCACCGGAUGCACAAGCUCACCUCGGCUCGCAAUCACAAAACUCGACAUCUCGAGCCGGCAAUCUCUCUUCAGCCGCAGCAGUUUAUCUCGACACCCUUCUCGUUACUGGUCAACGCAAAUCAUGGAAGUUUGACCCGAACGACACUGUCGAAGCCGUUCGAACACACAUCUGGCAGAACUGGCCCGGAUCGUGGCCACAACCUAAACCCGAGUCCUCUGCCUAUUUGAGACUUCUCCAUCUUGGUCACAUCCUAGACAGUCCAGACAUCACACUUGCUUCCCGAGGCUGCAAGGCCGGCGCAACCACCGUUGUUCAUAUCGUCAUUCGCUCCCUGCCCCCACCGGAGCCGGUCAAAGUCGAGCAGGAAUCGCCUGUCAAGACAACCACAGAAGCUCGCCCAGCGCAACGCCAUCACAAUUACAAUCGCAACCGCGACCAAGAGGACACGCCCGGCUGCAGUUGUGUCAUCUGUUAA
This is a messenger RNA of Ustilago hordei, 678 nucleotides long. RefSeq lists its product as uncharacterized. The coding region runs from base 1 to 678 and encodes 225 amino acids. The transcript is spliced from 2 exons. NCBI's taxonomy places the organism in Eukaryota, Fungi, Basidiomycota, Ustilaginomycetes, Ustilaginales, Ustilaginaceae. The record is from RefSeq and is a predicted model, not a curated record.